UUUACCUCUCCCACAAUAAUAGCACUGCCUCACGCCCUUCCCCCACUGUGUCCCCAGGCCGGUCCCGUCACCACCUUACCCCCCUGGCUCACCCACCGUGGCCUCACCGGAAUCCGCAUCUUGGCCUUUUUUGUCAGCCGCGAAACAGCACGGCCACAUCCUUUGUCCAAUGAUGGACACCGUGGCCCACCGAACAGCAUCCUGCGCCCAUCGCGCAGAUGCAUGAUGCCGGCAGUGAAGAUCCCCGCCGACGCAGUUAUCCGGAAAGGAUGAGGCGCGCCGUUGGUACAGUACAAAGGAAGAGAUUCGAAACCAUUAUCUGGCCUGGACUUUUUGUCUUCUUGUCUCAAACAGCUGGCCUAACAACAGAUCCUCUUCCUUUGCCUCUUCCUUUCACCGGUGUCGCCUUUACGGGAUCAGCCAACAAAGGCAAAUGUCUGUCUCAUGAGCACUUGUCAAAGCCUGAUGGCACUUGGUUAUGACUCUUCCAAGCUACCCCUACCCCUGCGUUCCCGACAAACUCGGCGAUGCGGAGAAGCGGAAAGGGCUGACCGAGGACCGGGAGUCGCCGUUCGUGAGGCUCGAUAGAUGAUCAGGUGUUGCCGUGCUUCUGCUGACAAUCGGGUGUCGGCGUGAGGAGAAUAGGUGGCUAGACAUGCCGAGAUGGAAACCUGCCUCAAGCUGAUGACUCCACUACAUAAACACCCUCAUCAUCAACGA
Molecule: messenger RNA, 720 nt
Organism: Westerdykella ornata
Lineage: Eukaryota; Fungi; Ascomycota; Dothideomycetes; Pleosporales; Sporormiaceae
Exons: 1
Coding region: 219-482 (87 amino acids)
Source: RefSeq, a predicted model, not a curated record